Molecule: messenger RNA, 1020 nt
Organism: Drosophila subpulchrella
Lineage: Eukaryota; Metazoa; Arthropoda; Insecta; Diptera; Drosophilidae
Exons: 1
Coding region: 4-1020 (338 amino acids)
Source: RefSeq, a predicted model, not a curated record
AAAAUGCCCAAUCCUCCGAAGAGCUAUCUGCUCCGUCUGGUCAUCCUUUUGGCCACCAUCAACCUGGCCAGGAUGGCACCGCGACAGGUCAUCCCACUCGACUUGAAGGAGCUGCUUGGGGGCUUCAAUUUCCCGGAACCGCAGGAGAAGAACCAAGAGAUUCCCGAGCCGCGUGGCCUCUAUGUGAACCUGGAUGUGGGUCAGGAUGGCCAGCAGGAUGAGCUGCAGCAGGUGCUCCUGGUGACCAGUGGCCUGAGUCCCACGCAGAUUGUCCAGCGGCAGGCCGAUGAUCAAAAUCUCCGGAACCAGGGCAGACACUUUUUUAAGAACGGCGCCACGGUGUUUGUGUUUUCCGGAAUGAACUCCGGUGGAAUCACCAACAAUAAUACCAAUAACAUUAAUACCAAUGCCACGGCCACUCCGGCAGCCGCGUCGACGACGGCCACUCGAAACACGGAAUUCAUCCGGGCUCCAAUUGGCUAUCCGGCCGGACUGCCGAUGCAAUAUUUCCGGAAGCGACAGGAUGACGCCCUAUCGCCGGCAGUAUCCUAUCCGGAUCUCUUUGGCUGGAACGAGGCGGCCUUCUACGGCGGCGACUUGGGCGGUGGCUAUGCCGGAUUGGGUGGCCUCAAUGGCGGCUACAGUCCGCUGGCGGGAGUGCCCCUGGUGCCCAUCACCAUUGGCAACGAGGUGCGGUAUAUUCCGAUGAAUCUCCGCAUGUACCGGCAGCUGGCCAGGAGUCCAGCUCCUCCUCCGCCGGCCAUCAGGGAGCAGGACGAUCAGCUGGAGGAGGACGACAUGUCCGCCUUUGGCCUGGCUCCCCAACUGGAUGUGAUGGAGCUGGAGGAUGUGGAGCAGGCCGACGAGGCGGCUCAGGGUCAGGGUCAGGGUCACUCGGUGGCCGGUUCACCCGGCUAUGGGAUCUUGGGCCAGCGGCUGAGACCACGUCCUUUGGUCAGGAGGCGACCUCUGCAGUCCCUGGCCCAAAACAUUCGUCGGGUGCAGUACCUCAAGAGGUAA